Molecule: messenger RNA, 1236 nt
Organism: Rana temporaria (common frog)
Lineage: Eukaryota; Metazoa; Chordata; Amphibia; Anura; Ranidae
Product: retinol dehydrogenase 11-like
Exons: 6
Coding region: 132-1115 (327 amino acids)
Source: RefSeq, a predicted model, not a curated record
GUGUGUGCGGUGCGAGCGAGAAGCGCUCACAUAGCAGUAGUGCAGUACAGUGACAGUAAUAGAGGGACGGUGCAGCCAGGUGUUUGGUGUUCAGUGCCCAGUAGUUGCCCUCCUCCCCACCCCUCAGUGCCAUGGACAUGCUGCCCCUCCUCAGUCACCCGCUGUGGUUCCUCUGCUCCCUGGUCCUUGUGGUGGUCCUCCGCAUGCAGAAGAAGGGCCGGUGGGACCCCAAAAAGUGCCGCGUAGACCUGACUGGGAAAACCGCCAUCGUGACCGGAGCCAACACAGGCAUUGGGAAGUCCGUAGCGUUGGACUUUGCCCGGAGGAACGGUCGGGUCGUCUUGGCGUGUCGCAGUCGGGAACGCGGUCAGAAGGCUCUGGAAGAGAUCCAGAGGGAGACGGGGAACCGGAAUGUGGUCCUGGAGAUCCUGGACACCAGCAGCAUGUCCUCCGUCCGGGCCUUCGCUGACCGCAUACUGCGCAACGAGACGAGGCUGGACAUCCUGGUGAAUAACGCCGGAGCGUCAGGAAUGCCGCACGCAGUAACAUCGGAGGGACUGGAGGUCACCUAUGCCACCAACCACCUGGGCCCUUUCCUGCUCACCAACCUGCUUGUGGAUCUCCUGAAACGUUCGGCACCCAGCCGCGUCGUCUUCCUGGCUUCCUUAAUGCAUAAGCAGGGCUACAUAGACACCAGCAACCUGUACGGGAAGAACCUGGAGAAACAGAAAAUUCACGAAACCUACAACUGCACCAAACUCAUGAACGUCAUCAGUGCCAGAGAGCUGGCUGAGAGGCUGAAGACCACCGGUGUGACGGUGACCAGCGUGAGUCCCGGCAUUGUGAUGACGGAGGCCAUGCGUCACUACAACCUAAUAAUCCGAGUCGUCUUCAACGUCAUCGGAUUCUUCUUCUUCAAGUCGGCGGAGGAGGGGGCGGCCAGCACCAUAUUCUGUGGGAUAUCGGAGGAGGCGGAAGGUCUGACUGGGCAGUAUGUGAACAGCGACUGUGUGAUUGAACUUCCCUCGGAGAACGCUCGGGAUCCGCCUCUCAAUAGGAAGCUGUGGGAGGCGAGUGAGGCUGCAACCAAUCGGAUUGGUGGACCUGGACAAUGAUGGCGACCGACACCAGCAAUCUCAUAUCUUGAAGAAGUCAUAACUCAGGGCUAAAGCUGAGGGGUACUGUGACCCCCCGAGGUCUGCAUACCCCCCCCACCUCCACCCCCCCCCCCCGAGG